Messenger RNA from Malania oleifera, 4059 nucleotides. RefSeq lists its product as uncharacterized. Gene Ontology annotation, cellular component: replication fork protection complex. Bases 125 to 3967 code for a protein of 1280 amino acids. The transcript is spliced from 20 exons. Lineage: Eukaryota; Viridiplantae; Streptophyta; Magnoliopsida; Santalales; Ximeniaceae. Gene Ontology annotation, molecular function: DNA binding. The record is from RefSeq and is a predicted model, not a curated record. Gene Ontology annotation, biological process: replication fork arrest; DNA replication checkpoint signaling; DNA repair.
CACAAACCACAGAGGUGCAGAGCACAGCAAUUCUGAGAUCCAAGCCUCCGAAACUGGCAAACCCUAAAUGUUAAUCAAUCGGAGACUCUAAUCGUCAGAAAGUGCAGAGCUUGGUCGCUGAAGCAUGGACAUGGAAGGGCUAUCCGUUAUCUGUUCUGGUCUAGGGUUUCUGGAAGAGGACGAGGACGCGAAUCGGAUCGGCUAUACAAAGGGCGAAUAUUCCUUAGAUAACUUGAAGGAUUUGUUGAGGUUUCUCAGGCGUGAUGAUCCCCAGACCCGGGAAGUCUUCAAGCAAGUCUGUAAGUGGAAUAUUGUUUCUAAAGAUUUGAUACCAAUCAUUGAACACUGUCAAGAUGAUCGCAACUUGGUAUUAAAUGCAGUGAAGGUUUUAGUGUUUCUCACAAUGCCUAUUGAGCCCCCAUCUACUGAUAUUCCCCAACAAAUAGAGUAUCUAUGGGGCUUGAAGUCUGCAUUUACAUGCAGUGACACAAUUGCAGUAAUUGUCUCACUUCUCGAAGGUCCACUGGAAAAUUUGCAACAAGAAACUUUUACAGAGGAUGACUGGAAAUUGGUCCAACUGGUACUUACUUUAUUUCGGAAUGUUCUAGCUAUUCAAGACAUCUCCUUGUUUCAGAAGGCUGUGGGAUCUGCUACUCAAUUUUUGUCCCUACGAGACAAGUUCCUUGAAUUAUUGUUUGAUGAGAAUGUGAUGGACUUGAUCUUAGUUUUAGCCCAGCAUGUUGGUGGUUCUCAUGGCUAUCUCCGUCCAGAUAACUUGCUUUUAUUGGAAACUUUCCAUUACAUAUUUAUGGGUCAAGAGCCAGACUUGAUUGCCAGAGCAUAUCUAAAAGGUCCCAAGCUAGAAGGAGAUGCUGCAACUUCUCUUAAGAGUCUCAGAUCUAUUAUGGAAGAGGAAGAAGAAAAAAGAAAACUGAUUAGACUUCGCAGUUUGAGUCGUUAUUCACAGUUUAGUGGAAUAUUUACACGGCUGACUGUGGAUGGUUCUAAAACAUUAUUCAAGGGAAACCCUGGUUCUACUUCUUCUGAAACCCUGUCUAGACAUCAUAAACUUCAUCGUGGUCCACUGAAAAGAAUUGUUUGGGACCAUGAAAGAUUGCCCUCAACAAAGUAUAAUCUUUUACAGUUAUUGCACAACUUUCUGAACCAGUUUUUAUCAGAAGCUUAUAAUGUUUUGAUGCAGUCAGUCCGUGAGGAUAUUGAGAAGGAACAUCAUUCAGUUCAGAACAGUGAUGUUGUUGCUUUCUUCCAGGUUGCUCAAUUUGUUAUGUCUUUUCAAUAUCGCAAGUUCUCGAUUUCAAAGACAAACAUUGGAACCAAUUCAUUUGAAGCUUUCCCUGAUAAGUAUGUUGAUAGCACAUUGUUCAAAGGUGAUAUUUGUGGACCAAUUGCAGCAUCUAUGAACGAGUCAAUGUUCCUACUGGUCACUUCGAAGUGGCGUAGUGCAUUUGAUGGAUUGAAGGAAACAAAUAACUACAAGUUUUUAUCUGCAGCAGGAUCUCUGAUGAAAAUUAUGAUUCGCAUGUUAGAUUUGGUGCUAAAGCUAUCAUCAGAAGAUUCUAAGGAGUGCCAAACAGCUCGUACCCUCCUUUACAAGUUAUUUUAUGAUCAAACUGAUGAUGGGAUGACUCAGUUCCUCUUGAACCUGAUAAAAUCAUUUGACACUCAUAAACAACCCAAAAGUGAUCUUGCAGAUCUUGUAGAAAUGAUACAUGUGGUUGUACGACUAAUGGAGAAUCUUCAAGCACAUGGCACACUGAGGGUUUCUAGAAAAUCACGGAAAGGGAAGAAAAAGAAAAAUGCUGUGAAGGAUUUCAUGGACAAGCAAAAUGCAGAUCAUGCUGAAAUUGACUGUGAGAUUGGCAUUUCUAAUUGUGAAAAAUCUGUGCACUUGAGCGCUAAGCAAACGGAGAACUCAACGAAUGAAUGCUCUGGUCAGGAAGAAGUAACUAUCCCCGAGCAUGUUGAUGGGCCUGGAACAUCUAUUCUGGACACAAGCAACCCUGCAGAUGGGGUGUCACUGAUGGAUAAUGAUAAGUUUGAUGGCAAUGAUGGUCUUCAUAGUGGAAUGAGUGAUUCUUCCGGCGACGAGCAGCUACUUAUGACUAAUGAAGUUGAUUUUAAGGUGUCUACUUUUGUUUCUGCUUUUGCAAACAAUAUGGUCAUCCAGAAUUUGUGUUGGCUGCUCAAGUUCUAUAAAAACAAUUCCACUAGUACAAACCACUACAUUAUAUGCACAUUGCGGAGGAUCUGUGAUGAUCUAGAACUCUCUCCAAUGUUAUAUCAGCUAUCACUUGUCACCACAUUCUAUGACAUCCUGGUUGAGCAGAAGUCAAGUCCAUGCAAAGAAUAUGAAAAUAUUGUUAAUUUUCUAACUAGUUUGGUUAGGAGAAUGCUAAGGAAGAUGAAGAAUCAGCCUCUUCUUUUUGUGGAAAUACUCUUCUGGAAGACAAGAAAAGAAUGCCAGUACAUUGAUACUGAAUCUUUACUGCAAGAGCUUGGCAGUUUGAAGAACAAGACUAGAAAUUGGGCAAGUGGUUUAGGGGAUGGAGAAAUUGGUUCUUCACAAGAUAAAGGAGGAAUUCACAGAAGCAUAGCAGACGCACUUGGUGAUGAUGAAGCUGAUGUUGUGAUAUCUCACGAGCUAAAUAAUCAAAUGGAGGAAGACCAAUAUGAUCACACAGUUCAAGAGGCUUUGCCUAUGAAUAAUCGUGCUGGAAGAUUGAACGAAAGCAUCAUGCCUACUAGCAGUGAGAUUGGUGCGACAGAAAAUUCUGACAAGGGAAGAGAUUCUGUUGAACAUGAAAUUCAGAGCAUUUCUAAAAGAAAGAAAAGGCUUGUUCUCAAUGAUGAGCUAGAGAAAAAAUUAAAGGAUCUGUAUGAGAAGUACAAAGAUAAUCGACGUUGCAGUCAUCUUAUUGCGGAAGCCCUUGAUCUGGAUAGAAAAGUUUCGCCAGUUCAAGUUUUUAACAUGCUUAAACGUCUGGGAAUUAAAUUAAAGCCACGGAAAAAUAUGCUUGAUACUGACAUACCUUUUGCUGGUGGACCCAAUGAACUUGGGAAUGAGAAGGCAUUGGAAAGUGGUCAUCACCCACUUGACUCAAAUGAUUUGGAUGGAUCCUUGCUAAGAACUUCGCACACUAGAAAAAGAGUACGUGCCUUUAGUGAAGAUCAGGAGAUGAUGAUUAAAACUUUGUUUGAGAAGUUUAAAGACCAUAAAAGAUGCAGCCAUAUGAUUGCAAAUGCACUGGAUGCUCAUGGGGCAUUCUCUGCAGCGCAAGUUACCCGUAAACUAAAGCAACUUGGCUUAUUUGUUCCUCGACAGAGGAGUUCCCAGACCAAUAUGCACUUGAUAGAUGAGGAUCCAAAUGACAUUUUAACAGAUGGUGCACAGCAAUCAGAUGACGAAACAUUACUAUCACUUAGAAAGAGGAGCAAAAACAAGGGAAACAGCAUAUUGCCCAGUGAUGAGGCUCAAAUGAUGAAGACUGAUGGAAAACUAUCACAUGAUAAUUCUGACGAUGAAAUCCUUAGCUCUGUUCUGGCGAAAACUAGAUAUGUUCUAAAGAAAAAAGAUGAGAAAGUCACUAUCGCAUCUGUUCAGCAGCCAGGAAUUGAAAGUGACUUACGAAAUGGAAUUAUAUCGGAUGUUUUAGAAAGGGAUGGAAGUCAGCAACCUGGUGAAAUAUUGGAAGCUCCAGAAACUGAUGCAGAUCGUCACCUCAAGCAUGCAGACUUACAUGGCAUUGCAGAAGGUGAAGUGAGUGGCAAUAGCAGUGGAGGUGUUGAUCCUGUGAGCAGUGUUGAUCAUUCAUCACUUCAGCAACCAUAUGAUGAGUUGGCCGAUGAAUUGGAAGAUUUGGGAGAUGAUGUGGCCCCAGUCACCUCACCAAAAAGUUCUGUGAGAAGGAAGUUGAGGAUGGUAAUUGAUAUGGAGGACGACGAGUAAGAGCAGCAUGGCCAUGUUUGUAUGGCUGUAACCUUUUCAUGUAAAGUCAUGGUGCAUUCUGUAAAUCCAUUCUCUAGGAUCCAUUAAUUUUA